Messenger RNA from Leishmania braziliensis MHOM/BR/75/M2904, 1467 nucleotides. RefSeq lists its product as hypothetical. The record is from RefSeq and is a predicted model, not a curated record. The coding region runs from base 1 to 1467 and encodes 488 amino acids. The transcript has a single exon. NCBI's taxonomy places the organism in Eukaryota, Euglenozoa, Kinetoplastea, Trypanosomatida, Trypanosomatidae.
AUGCAACGCUACAGCCGUGUGUGGAAAAGCGCUGCUGAAGCCGCUUUCCGGCCACACUUACACCGAGAAGAUUGCCGCAUAUGCGCUGCCGCAACGUCAGCGCAGAAGGACACAAAACAUGUCGACUCUGUAACCUUGAGCUGCGCCAUUGACCUCGGGGACGGCGCUGCGUCAGCGGCUUCUGGCUCCUGCACGUCAAGCCACCAAGAUGCCUCUUCCUUUCUCGGCAACGUGACUUCGUCGGUGUUUGAGCUACGGCGCGCUGCGCUCUUAGAAUGGCAGCAGCGAUUUUUGGAGCCGGAGCGGAAAGAGGGCGUGUCUGGCGUGGAGAGUCUCUUUCGGGGGGAAAGGCCAGAGGUUCUCAACAACAGCGCCGACUUCGACGCUGUAUACGAGGCCUACUUGCGUUGUGACGAUGUCACAGUGCAAGAAGCCCUCUUCUCUCGUCUGGUGGAUUGGGUAGACGCUCAAUGCAGCCAGCCUGUGGAGCAAUCUAGUGUGACGCCGACGCCGACCCCCGCUGCGGUGACCACCUCGACUGCUGCGGUGGAGGAGCAGCAGUGGGGCGGUGUUCGCAUCCCGCAGUGCUUAGUGGCCCCUCGUGUGGACGCAACCCUAGCGCCGAUGGCGCCAAAAGUGACUGCACCUCUCAUUGGCGUAGAGACCGGCAAUGUGCACGCUGCGAAUGACUUCGAGACGUACGUGCGGCGGCGUUUCUCGGAGCAUCUCCCGUCCAUCACCAAGCAACUGAACUUUCAAGAAGCACUGCUGGCGGUGCAGACGGUGCUGAAUUCGCAAAACAUUCGCUUCUUCCUCGCCUGUGGCACAGCGCUGGGUGCGCGGCGUGACGGUUGCUUCAUCCCUUAUGACGAGGACAUCGACCUUGGCAUCCUCUACACCGAUAUCGUGGCGCCCCUAGCAAAUGGCGAUGCUCUGCCGAUGCCCGACUUCUCUUCCCACUCUGCCGCCCAACCUGGGUUGAGCUGCGCGCAGCUGCGGGUGUAUCGACUCCUUCACGCGCUGUCAUUAACGCGCGCAUUCGUUGUCUUUGACAUUUGCGGCGCCGUUGAAAAGGGGCUGGAGCUGCGCAUUUUGCACAUGGCCACCAGCACUCGCAUUGACAUCAAUCUCUACUAUCCACCUCUGUGCACCACUACCUGCAGCGGAAACGAUGAUGCCAGCGAUGACUCGCUAGUGCGGGAACUGGGGCCCUUUGUGUGGGCCUCCUCGUUUUACGAGGCAGCUGACGCGCGCAAGCACCACAUGUAUCGCUAUCGCCACAAACCCUUCGCCACAGAGCUGGAGGAGCUUUCAUUUUGUGCCAAGACAACAUCCUUGGGCAGUGGGUUCUUGGUGCCCCCAGAGCGCUAUCUCGUCGAGAACUACGGUGAGGAUUGGCGGACACCGAAGCAGUACUCGUACACGGAGGGCCUUGCAGGCGAGUUCAAGAACAUCCUGAAGGAAUAG